AUUGUACAGAGCGGUAGACAUCCUCAGUAUGUCGAGGAGAGGAUAGACGCAUUCAUGGAGUCGAUGUUGGAGCGAUUGGUCGAUAUGCCGGAUGAUGAAUUUAUCCGGCAUAAGACUUCACUUGCUGCUGAGAGGCUCGAGAAGCCCAAGACGAUGACCAGUUUGUUCGAGGUUUUCUGGAAUGAAAUCUCUACCCAGCAGUAUAAUUUUGAUCGCGUUACAAAUAAUGUCGCAUAUCUUAUGAAGAUUAAUAAGGAGCAGAUCAUUAAUUUCUUCAAGGGUAUUGUUUACAACAAAUCGCCAUCUAAGCGCAAAUUGUCAGUCCACGUGAUUUCAACGGCAGAAGGUGGUGCUGGGAAUGAAAAGAAUAUCAAGGAUAACGGAGAAAAGAAAAAGAAACCAGGUGCAACUACUGCUACUAAAAUAACGGACGUAAUUGCCUUCAAAGCCAGUCAGUCAUUGUAUCCAUUACUGAAACCUUACAACGAUAUCCCGAGGAAGGGACAGCGGUCUAAGCUGUAGCAAUCCCUGCAUUAUUUCCAUUAUUAAAUCAAUUCGAAUCAUGUACAAUAAUGCAAGCAAUUAUGUAAUUAUUACAUAAAGCGUAUGAUUUCGCACGUUACACGAAUGGAUUUCGUAACAUUUUUGUUUUAAUAAAAAUAUUUGAAAUUUUA
Molecule: messenger RNA, 674 nt
Organism: Fopius arisanus
Lineage: Eukaryota; Metazoa; Arthropoda; Insecta; Hymenoptera; Braconidae
Product: insulin-degrading enzyme-like
Exons: 2
Biological process (GO): peptide catabolic process
Cellular component (GO): cytosol; mitochondrion
Molecular function (GO): metal ion binding; metalloendopeptidase activity
Source: RefSeq, a predicted model, not a curated record